UUUUGCUGAUAGAUAUAUUUGCCCGAUUUAAUUUUACGGCAGACUUUUGUAUUCAUUUGGUGGCAGAUUUUUUAAAUUGUAGUCUUUGACGGCAGACUUUUAAAUAAAUUUUAAUUACUAGAGUGGGACACAAUUCGAAUUUCUGGUUAAAUUCAUCUAAAUUUCGGUUUAAUUUAAAUUGGAUCUCGGUUGGGAUUGAUUAAAUUUGUUUUUAAUUAAUUUUGAAAUUUGGUUUAGAGUUAUUUUCGGUUUAAAUUAAUUUAAACCAAUUUGAAACAUUGGUUUAAUCUAAAAGAUAUGUCCACGUUAACUCCAAUUAGGUUUUACGUUCUUUAACGUCUUCUUCUUCCUGUGACCUUCCACUCAGAAACACGUGAUCCACUUUCAUGGUGACUUACAACUGCAUCUUUUAAUUCAGAUCGAGGAGAGAGUAAUGGAACACAUAGUUCUCGUCUGUGGGAAGUGGAAAGUUGAGAAAACUAGGUGGUUAUUUGAAGUAGACAACGAGCGAGGGAGCAUAUUGGUUGCUGCGAAUGAAAACACUCGAUUUGAGGAUUUUGUUGAAAUUAUAUUUGAGGAUUACGAAGUUGAUUUUGCAGAUUACGAUUUGGAACUGAGGUACGUUUUGCCGAAGCGGAAUCUACAAAAACAAAGCAUCGAUACACCACCUGUGAAAAUAGGAAACGAUAGGCAGUUUCAUGCAUUCUUGGGUCUCUACAAAGACGAGAACGUUCGAAUAUGUGUGGAGUUUAAAGCGAAAAAAAUUGCUGGGGAAAGAGCUGCGGAAGAUCAGAAACAACCCAAAGAAAGAGAUGAACUAUUGUGUGAAGACGAAGAAGAUACAGACGAAGAGGGUGAUCGAUUCGAUUACUGUGAUGAUUCUGAUGGAGAAACAUCCGAUGAUGAAAACUUUACCACAUACGGGAUUCCACCAGACCAUGUAGAAGAGGUCCAAGGAUCUUGUACAAAUAUGCUUUAUGCGCAAGUCCUUAAAACACAAGAAAGAGAGUCUCCAAUGAGUUUAUUAGAUUUGCGCUCAUUCAAAUUUGCAGUGGGGCAGAGUUACGAUUCAAAAGAUGCAUUGGAGACACGUCUGAAGAUAUAUUCAGUUGUCCAACGUUUCGAUUUUGAUGUGGAUAAAUCUACAAAGAAAUUGUUUCGUGUAAAAUGUUGGCUAGAAGGUUGUACGUGGAAUCUUAGAGCUUCACCAGUAGGUGAGUCUUCAAAGUUUACUAUCCGAGUAUAUGUAGAUGAACAUACCUGCUCUGUUACAGAACGUCCAUCUCGCUCCAGACAAGCUACUCCUGAUAUUCUUGGACUCUUGUACAAAGACUAUGUUGGUGGGGUUGAACCAUCUGUUUUGCCAAGUCAUGUCUCUACUGCUAUGAAUAUGAGCUUCAGAAUCAAGAUGGAUUACUGGAAAGCUCGUCGUACACUUCAAGCUGCUAGAGAUCUCGUAAUGGGUACUUCAGAGAGUGGAUAUCAGGAAUUACCUACUUACCUGCACAAGAUCGGAAUGUCAAAUCCAGGAACUUUAACUCGAUUGGAAGUUGAUACAAACAACAGAUUUAAGUACUUAUUCCUUGCAUUCGGUGCUAGCAUUACUGGCUUUCCAUUUAUGAGGAAGGUUGUGGUGGUUGAUGGAACGUUUCUGCAAGGAAAAUACAAAGGAACGCUUCUGAUUGCAACAUCACAGGAUGGUAAUUUUCAAAUCUUUCCAAUUGCGUUUGCUGUCGUUGACACAGAAAAUGAUGAAUCAUGGACAUGGUUUUUCCGCCAACUCAGCCGUGUGAUACCAGAUGAUGAAGGAUUAGCGUUAAUCUCAGACAGGCACAAGUCAAUAGAGAAAGCUAUUGCAGUGGUCUAUCCAUUGGCAAGCAGGGGAAUUUGCACGUACCACUUAUAUAAAAACAUCUUGUUACGAUACAGAGGGCGUGAUUUAUUUGGAUUUGUGAAAAAAGCCGCCAACUCUUUUAGGUUAACUGACUUUCAAGCAACCUUCGAGAGAAUCAAAGAGAUAAAUCCAGAUUUGCAUGCUUACUUGGAACGUGCUGAUGUACGUAAGUGGGCACGAGCUCAUUUUAGAGGUGAUAGAUAUAACCUCCUUACAAGUAACAUAGCUGAAUCAAUAAACAGAGCUUUGUCGGGUGCUAGAAGCUUGCCUAUUGUUCACCUUUUAGAGUCAAUCCGAUUAAUGAUGACACGCUGGUUUGCAACAAGAAAACAUGACGCUGAGUUGAUGAAAACCUCUCUUACUCGUGGUGUAGAGAAGAUGUUGGAGGGCAGGAUACCUAUUGCUGAUUUACUAAAGGUUCAAGCAAUAGACAGUGAUCAGUCACAAGUGAAAGGAGUCUCGUCUUUACAUGUUGUAAAUUUGACCGAGAAGACAUGUUCUUGUCGUAGAUUUGAUUUGGAGAAGCUGCCAUGUGCUCAUGCUAUAGCUGCUGCGGAAGCUAGAAAGAUAUCAUGUAUAUCACUAUGUCACCGUUACUAUCGGAAGCAGUACCUUUACAACGCAUAUUUCAGUGCUGUUAUGCCCAAAGAUGAUGCUGUUCCAGUUCCAGAAGAAGUUGCAAAGAAAAUCUGUUUACCACCUGCUGUCCGUCAACCACCAGGAAGACCGAAAAAAUCAAGAUAUAAAUCUAUUUUGGAGAAAGUUGCAGAUAAGAAGCGGCCAAGGAAAGAACACACAUGUAGAACUUGUUACCAGACGGGACAUAAUUCUAAAACAUGUCCUCUUAAGUGA
This is a messenger RNA of Raphanus sativus (radish), 2746 nucleotides long. RefSeq lists its product as uncharacterized. The record is from RefSeq and is a predicted model, not a curated record. NCBI's taxonomy places the organism in Eukaryota, Viridiplantae, Streptophyta, Magnoliopsida, Brassicales, Brassicaceae. Gene Ontology annotation, molecular function: zinc ion binding. The coding region runs from base 434 to 2746 and encodes 770 amino acids. The transcript has 3 exons.